Ogataea haglerorum is the source of this 1428-nucleotide messenger RNA. RefSeq lists its product as uncharacterized. The record is from RefSeq and is a predicted model, not a curated record. The coding region runs from base 1 to 1428 and encodes 475 amino acids. Gene Ontology annotation, biological process: amino acid transmembrane transport. The transcript has a single exon. Gene Ontology annotation, cellular component: fungal-type vacuole membrane. Lineage: Eukaryota; Fungi; Ascomycota; Pichiomycetes; Pichiales; Pichiaceae. Gene Ontology annotation, molecular function: L-serine transmembrane transporter activity; L-glutamate transmembrane transporter activity; L-arginine transmembrane transporter activity.
AUGGCGCAGGUGAAUAGCUCAGAGGGGGGCGCUACUAUACGUUCCGGUGUCAUUAAUCUCAUGAACACUAUCCUAGGAGCUGGUCUUCUUAGUGUGCCCUAUGCCAUCAGAUGCGACGGCGUUUUGUUGGGAAUACUGUUCGUCUUGUUUUCAGCAUUCACAUCUGGCCUUGGUCUAUACCUCUUGGCGAUAUCAGCUUCAUAUACGAUUCCAGGCCAUGCAUCAUUUUUCUCUUUGUCGAAGCUCACGGUACCACAGCUUGGGAUUGUCUUCGACCUUGCGAUCGCUAUCAAAUGCUUUGGUGUAGCUUGUUCCUAUUUGAUUGUGGUAGGGGACCUCAUGCCUCAAAUUAUGGAUUCCCUUUGCUCUGACCGCGCGCUUCAGGAUCACCCCUGGUUAUUAAGCCGAACAUUGUGGAUCACCUUAUUUCUGGCCGCCAUAUUGCCUCUGGUCUACAAAAGAAAACUGGAUUCUCUCAAGACCGCAUCGUUAGUCGCUCUCUCUUCAGUGGGGUACUUGGUGAUAUUAGUCGUGGUUCAUUUUCUGCACAUAUGGAGUGGGGGUAAGGAAGAUUUUGUCAAAGGGCCUGUUCAUUUACUGAAGCCAAACUCAGUUGUUGCUAUUCUGGCUUCCUUCCCAAUUCUCGUCUUUGGAUUUACCUGCCAUCAAAAUCAACUAGGCAUUAUCAACGAGCUCCACGAUCGAUCCUUGGCCAAUGUUACCAAAAUGAAUAUUGUAUCAAUUGGCACAGCGUGUGUUCUCUACAUCAUCGUCGGUCUUUCUGGCUAUCUUACAUUUGGGGACACUGUGUCUGGGAACAUUAUUGCCAUGUACCCAAAUUCACUUUCAUCUACUAUUGGAAGGAUAGCCAUAGUGAUUCUAGUCACUCUAAGCUACCCGUUGCAAUCCAAUCCAGCUAGGGCUUCCAUAAAUCACGUCGCUUACUACAUCAAUGACUCAAACUUGGCAAAUUCCAUACGAUCACUUUCGAGAUCCACGACUAGUUCGACACUCAUGACCCCAGAAGAGCAUCGAAAUUUGAUAUCGCAGGCUUCAACUCUCAAUGGAACAGCCGUUUUCGAUGAUUCCUUUGCCGCAGACGAGGAAAAUGAAGGUGAGCAUUAUGUGAAACUUACGAACACAAAACUAGUAGUGAUCACAACAAUUAUCGUCGUGACAUCCUACAUUGUUGCCAUCACAGUUAAAUCACUUGCUCAUGUGCUAGCGAUUGUAGGAUCUACAGGCUCGACGUCCAUUUCAUUUAUUCUACCAGGAUUUUUUGCGUACAGAUUGAUAGGAUAUGAUAGCACCACGCUGUCUACGAGGGAAUGGAUUUUAAAGUACGCGGGAUUGUUGUUGCUUAUAUGGGGAUUCAUCGUGAUGAUAAUCUGCUUGUCUGCUACUCUUUUCUUGGGUGCGACUCACUAA